AUGAAAGAUUAUAAAAAUGAAUUAAAAGUAAAAAUAAAUUUAGGAGAACACUUAAGAUUAAGUAUUCCAGGAUUAGUAAAAAAAAUAAUGUAUAAAACCCAUUAUUUAGAAAUCCAAGUAGAAAAAGAAAAAAUGCUAACAGUCUUAAAAUAUUUAAAAGAAGCAUCAAAAUAUCAAUGUAAUAUGUUAUUAGAUAUAGUUUGUGUAGAUUGUUUAAAUAUAGAGGAAAUAAAAAUCGGAAGAUUUAAAUUAAUAUAUGUAUUAAAUAGUAUAUAUAAUAAUACAAGAGUGCAUUUAAGUACCUAUGUAGAAAAUAAUGGAAUAAUAGAAACAACAAGUGGAUUAUUUGAAUCAAGUGUCUGGUUAGAAAGAGAAAUUUGGGAUAUGUUUGGAAUUUAUUUUGAAAAACAUCCAGAUUUAAGAAGAAUUUUAACGGAUUAUGGAUUUGUAGGAUAUCCAUUAAAAAAAGAUUUUCCAAUAACUGGAUAUUUAGAAGUAUAUUAUGAUGUAAAUGAUAAAAAAAUAAUUUAUAAACCAAUAGAAUUAAUGCAGGAAUAUAGAAAUUAUAAUUUUGGAGCAGUAUGGGGAGAUUACGAAAGAAAAGUAUAUUUAGAAAAUAUAAUAAAAUAA
This is a messenger RNA of Dictyostelium discoideum AX4, 630 nucleotides long. The record is from the annotation of a RefSeq genome assembly. Lineage: Eukaryota; Evosea; Eumycetozoa; Dictyosteliales; Dictyosteliaceae.